This is a messenger RNA of Myripristis murdjan (pinecone soldierfish), 3340 nucleotides long. RefSeq names its product G protein-coupled receptor kinase 7a (gene grk7a). The transcript has 4 exons. Gene Ontology annotation, molecular function: ATP binding; rhodopsin kinase activity. Gene Ontology annotation, cellular component: cytoplasm. Lineage: Eukaryota; Metazoa; Chordata; Actinopteri; Holocentriformes; Holocentridae. Bases 154 to 1827 code for a protein of 557 amino acids. The record is from RefSeq and is a predicted model, not a curated record. Gene Ontology annotation, biological process: regulation of signal transduction; protein phosphorylation; signal transduction.
UUUGGUGAAGUAGCUCAUUCGCACACUGGCUUUGGAGCGAGUUGCACUCCCACUCAAACUGAAAGACACUGCACUGGCUGUAGGAGGGUAUCCUUAGGGAGCCACUGAAGAACCCAGUCACUUAGAGGGGACAGACCAGAUACAGCUGCCAAGAUGUGUGACAUGGGGGGAUUGGACAACCUGGUGGCCAACACGGCCUACCUAAAAGCCCAGGGUGGUGAUGACAAGGAGAUGAAAAAGCGGCGUCGCAGCCUGUCUCUGCCCAAACCUGAUCAAUGUGCUGGAGUCCGAGCUUCUGUUGAAAAGGACUUUACUGUGAUCUGUGAGAGGCAGCCCAUCGGCAAAAAGAUGUUCCGUGACUACCUGGCAAGCAACCCUGAUUAUAAACGUGCUGCCGACUUCUUGGAUGAGCUUUAUGACUGGGAUCUGGCUGAAGGUGCAGCAAAAGACAAGGCACGCCAGAACAUCCUCAACAAAUACUGCAAGGCCGACUCCAAGAACUUCCUGUCUUUCUUAACUGGUGAUGCUGCUGAAAAAUGCAAGGCUGUGACAGAUAAGGAUUUUGAGGAGGUGAUGAAAGGCAAAGUCCAGGAAGGUACACGAGAGUUUCUGAAAGGAAAACCCUUCACGGAUUACCAGGCCAGCCCAUUUUUUGAUAAAUUCCUCCAGUGGAAAGAGUAUGAAAGACAGCCCAUCAGUGACAAAUACUUCUAUGAGUUCCGAACUCUGGGCAAGGGAGGCUUCGGAGAGGUAUGUGCUGUGCAAGUGAAGAACACAGGCCAGAUGUAUGCCUGCAAGAAGUUGUGUAAGAAGAGACUGAAGAAGAAGGGUGGUGAGAAGAUGGCCCUUUUAGAGAAGCAGAUCCUGGAGAAGGUAAACAGCCUGUUCCUGGUCAACUUGGCCUAUGCCUAUGACAACAAGACCCACCUGUGCCUGGUGAUGACCCUGAUGAACGGUGGAGACCUGAAGUACCACAUUUACAACAUCGGCUAUGAUGGGAAAGGGCAAGACAAAGGCAUUGAGAUGAAGCGCAUCAUCCACUACACAGCGCAGAUCGCCACUGGCAUCCUCCAUCUCCAUGAUAUGAAUAUUGUAUACCGUGACAUGAAGCCAGAGAAUGUGUUGCUGGACAGCCAGGGCCAGUGUCGACUUUCAGAUUUGGGUCUGGCUGUGGAGGUGGCUCCAGGGAAGACCAUCACCCAGAUGGCUGGCACUGGAGCGUACAUGGCCCCUGAAAUCCUGACCAAAACUCCAUACAGGACAUCGGUGGACUGGUGGGCCCUGGGCUGCAGUAUCUAUGAGAUGGUGGCCGGCUACACGCCUUUCAAAGGUCCUGAGAGCAAGAAGGAGAAAGUGGAGAAGGAAGAGGUCCAGCGUCGCAUCCAAAACGAGGAGCCUAAGUGGGAGCACAAGUGCUUUGAUGCUGUCACCAAGGACCUGAUCCAGCAGUUCCUCAAGAAGAAGAUAGACGAGCGCCUGGGCAUGAUAAACAACAUGGAGGACCCCAGAAAGCAUCAAUGGUUCAAGUCUAUCAACUUCCCUCGUCUGGAGGCUGGCCUGGUGAACCCUCCAUGGGUGCCUAAGCCCAACGUCGUCUAUGCCAAGGACACCGGUGACAUUGCUGAGUUCUCGGAGAUCAAGGGCAUCGAGUUUGACGCCAAGGACGAGAAAUUCUUCAGGGAAUUCGGCACAGGCGCCGUGUCUAUCCCGUGGCAGCAAGAGAUGAUGGACACUGGACUGUUUGAAGAGCUCAACGACCCCAACAGGAAAGAAACCGGCGGAGGUUUCGAUGACGACAAGAAGUCCGGCACAUGCACGUUGCUGUGAGCAAGCGGACGUGAGGCAGCUGGUAGCACACACCAGUAACAACAUUCAGAAAUCAUUUGUUUGUUUCUCAGUUACAUGCACACUAGGAUAAUUUUAAACGAUGGAUCACUGUAUAAGAAAGAGGGGAGGGUGAGCACCUUGUGAGAAAGAUGCAGCAUCCCUCUCUAGUAUGAAUCGGUCGCUCCUGGUUUAGAGAUCCACAGCUCUUUUAUGGAAAGUUCACAGAGCAUUGAAUCAAAUAGGGAGGUGUUGAUGAUGUUAAUGUUUAGCAUCAUCCCUCUGACUCGCAAGUACUGUUGCGAAUACUGUAUAUUGUACGAUGUAGACUAGCAUCCAUACUGACCAGAGAGGGCUUCUGAGAGUGAUCUGGCAGACCCUUCUUGAUAAGGAUACUAGUGUUAGGUGAGUAAGUCAAAGGCGUCUGGUUACAUCUUGUGCCAGAGAUAUUAGUUCACAUAGACACUGAAUCUGUACUGUCUGACUGAAAUUUUAUACAGGAGUACUUGCUGAAAUAGUACAACACUCGGCAUUACACUCAAGACAAAUUGGAAAUAAUCCCCAUAUUCAUAAUGAAUCGAGAUCUGUCUGUUCCAGUGUCUGUCAGUGGUUUUAAAAGAUAUUGCAAUCCUAUUUACUGAACACUGAUGCCAUCAUAAAGCUACACUGUUACCACAAUGAAAAGUGCUUUUCACCACGUGGCAGAGAUACCACAUCCAGUGUUUACUAUCACCAGCUGUGAUCCUGAACCUCCAGUCAGUGAGGCUGAUCACCAAAUGUUUCUCCCUCUGCCCAACGUUUUAGUUUUCUAAAAAAAAAAACAAAAAACAACGAUUAAAUGCAAUGCGCUUGUGUAUGUAUAUGUACAGUAUAUAAAUAUGUAUAUCUAUGCACAGAGAGAAGGAAAGGUAAUUCAGAAUAUAGGGGUUAGUGCUAAGAAGGUUAAAAGAUGCUGAACACCUCUCCACUGAGUCCCUUGGCUGUUGGUGCUAUAAGGCUCAACUUGGGGUUAUGGAGGCUCUGUCGCCCUGGGAGGCUGGGAAAAGUUGAGUUGAGGAAUGGUCGUUAAUUGCUAUAACUGGAGGCGAAACGUUCAGAGGAGAUGGGCGAUAAAUUCCUGUACCAGGAAAAUGUAGUUUGCCCCCUCCACAUCCCCCAAACACUGUGAUACCUGAGGGCUCAUUUCUUACUUUAAGAAACUAGCCAGAUCUCAGCAAAGCUGGUGUUACAUAGAGAAUUUGGUUAGUUCAAAAGAGAAUCCUCAUUAAUUUUUUUUCUUGUCUCAGGGUAAUUAUUUGAUAAAAGUAUUAAACUUUCCUGAGGCAGAGUGGAGUUUUUACAGUUAUAUAAUGUUAUAUAAUGUUAUGUAAAGUAAUUAUUAUGUGAUUAUGUAAAUAUAAUGUAAGAGGAAUCAUUACAUGCACUACUAUAGAGUUGUCAGAUGUAAAUUGGGGAUUUCCUUGAAUCUUGAAUUAUUUGAAUAAAUAAAAUUAUGUCUUUUAAAACAUGUGUCUGC